Molecule: messenger RNA, 1083 nt
Organism: Leishmania mexicana MHOM/GT/2001/U1103
Lineage: Eukaryota; Euglenozoa; Kinetoplastea; Trypanosomatida; Trypanosomatidae
Exons: 1
Coding region: 1-1083 (360 amino acids)
Molecular function (GO): protein binding
Source: RefSeq, a predicted model, not a curated record
AUGACGGACUUUCCAAAGCUGAAUCGCAUCAAGUCAGAUGACGAGAACAUGGAAAAGAUUCACGUCGCGGCGCGCAAAGGCCAAACCGACGAGGUGCGCCGCCUUAUUGAGACGGGUGUGAGCCCCACCAUCCAAAACCGCUUCGGCUGUACGGCGCUGCAUCUCGCCUGCAAGUUCGGCUGUGUGGACACCGCCAAGUAUCUCGCUAGCGUUGGCGAGGUGCACUCCUCAUGGCACGGGCAGAAGCCGAUUCAUUUGGCGGUGAUGGCGAAUAAGUUGGACCUCGUCGUAGCAUUGGUGGAAGGCGCUAAGGAGCGUGGGCAGAUGCCAGAGUCGCUGCUCAAUGAGUGCGACGAACGUGAGGUCAACGAGAUUGGCAGUCACGUGAAGCACUGUAAGGGCCAGACUUCGCUUCACUGGUGUGUGGGACUGGGCACCGAGUACCUGGAGAUGAUCAAACUCCUCGUGCAGCUCGGCGCCUCGCCGACUGCAAAGGACAAGGCGGACGAGACGCCGCUGAUGCGCGCCAUGGAGUUCCGCAACCGCGAGGCGCUGGAUUUGAUGUUAGACACCGUGCCUAGCAAGAACUCGCUACGUCUUGACUAUGCCGACAAGCAGGGCAACUCGCACCUGCACUGGGCUAUCCUGAUCAACUGGGAAGACAUUGCCAUGCGCUUUGUGGAGCUGGGAAUCGAUGUCAAUAUGGAGGACAACGAACACACAGUGCCGCUGUACCUGUCUGUGCGGGCCGCCAUGGUGUCGCUCACGAAAGAGCUCGUGCAGAAGACCGACGUCUUUCUCAUCCAGGCGUGCCCCUACCACAAUGGCACGACGGUGCUGCCGGAUCGAGUUAUGUGGCUGGACUUCGUGCCGGCGGCCGCAGACCCCUCGAAGCAGGAAGUCCUUCAGCUUCUGCAGGAGAAGCUGGACGAGGUAGUACGCAGCCUCAACACCGGCGCCGGCGGCGCGGUCAAGAGGAAGAAGAAGGCCGCACCAGCGGUGAAGCGCAUGAAACUAGCACCCUCCGCCCCGGUGCGCACCCGUUCUCGUAGCCGCGCGCGCAGCAGCGCUGUGGGCAAGUAA